Molecule: messenger RNA, 918 nt
Organism: Mesorhabditis belari
Lineage: Eukaryota; Metazoa; Nematoda; Chromadorea; Rhabditida; Rhabditidae
Source: the annotation of a GenBank genome assembly
AUGAAAUCUUAUAUAGUGGGUCUCUUGUUUAUUUACUGUUUUGCUGUGUGGGCGAAUGGAGAAUGCCCGCAGGGAUCGACACAACUUGGCACCGAACCCGUAUGCAUUUAUGCAUUUGGAAAAAUGGCCAGCUAUUUGGACGCUCUGUGGACGUGCAACAGUCUAAAUGGGACAACGGUUUUGAUCAAAAGUGCUUUCGACAACACGGCCAUCAUCGCGCUCGCCAAUCAGUAUUUCAACGACAAUCCAUACAUUGGCGUGCAAAAGUCCAGCGAUGGCACUUGGUUCUACGCCGAUCGCACAAAUCUCACCUAUCAGCAUUGGGCGCCAGGUGAGCCGCGGAACACGUCGGGGAACUAUCAGUGCGCUGUGCUCGAUCCGGGAAGCGGCGGGUGGAGGGCGGUGGAUUGUGUGACGCCGAGGCCGUACUUCUGCUCGUCUCCCCUCCCCAUCCCACCCACCACCCCACCACCAACCACACAACCGCGACCCCGAUGCGACAGUGAAUGGGAAUAUUUCCAGAGUUAUUGCUACUAUCUGCACGAUUACAACGGCUACGUGUACAGUUUCAACAGUGCUGAAUCGCAUUGUGCCGAUAUGAACGCUCAUUUAGCGUCGAUUCACUCGACCGAUGAGGACGAUUUUGUUUACAAUCUUGUUCCAUGGAUGAGCCAUUCGUCGUGUGAGACCGUCUACGCGUGGGUUGGGCUGUACGGUAGCGGGAAGAGGGGUGACGGUGAAUGGACAGAUGGAACCCCAGUCGACUACAGCAUCGGCUCGAGCACUAUUUGGGGAGAUUGGGGGAUUCCGAAGCAAAAAGAUGGAUCGAAUUAUUGCUCGUCGCUGAGGUACGACUACUACAGCACAUGGCUCUCACAUAAUUUCGGGCGUUUCGUCUGCAAGAAGAGAUCAAUUUAU